GACCCCGUUGAGGGGACCUUUUCUCUCUAUAAAGACAAGAUGCAGCCCAACGGCCUUUGAAAUUAUUCACAGGAUUUAUUGCGAUCGUCUCUCCGUCACUCGCACUUUAAAGGGCACUCAAUGCUGGUUGAAUGCGACUGCAUGUGAACUGAAACGAAUUUGGGCAUUUCAUUUAGUCAGGCCACUUUCGACGCGGACACUUUUUUGAAUGACACGGGAUUACUUUCUGGAUAUAACAGUUUUUUAGUAUGAAUGCGUGUGCUUGAGCUGCUCUCCACCUGCACUGUGCCUCGUUCCUGAUAAACUCGUGCGUGGGUGCCUUUCCGCGCAGCUCGUGUUGCAGGUGCGGAAACACAGAGCGCGUGGACAGAUGGCUGCGCUGACGAUACAACGGACCGACAACUUUCUGCACACCUUUUUACAGGACCGGACACCCAGCUCGUCCCCAGAGGGAGCACCGAACGCCCUGUCCUUCCUGGCCACCACCUGUAGCCAGGCCUGGCAGGUGGGCGGCACGGUGGUGGGCGGCACAGUGGGCUCCGAGGGCUCCCAGUUCCCCUAUGAGGGCUCUGUGGGUGUCGGCUCAGCCUCUGGGAUGUUCCAGCUCUGGAGCAACGAGGUGGCCCCUAGUUCUGGCCUCAGUGCCUCCAGCCUCACGGCAGCCGCAGCCGCCCACCAGGCCGUGACCUUUGCCGUGCCCAAAGUCCAGUUCCCCGUGGGCCCCGGACACGGCCUGCAGUCCAGCCUGGGUCCCCAUCCUCACGCACACCACCACCACCACCAUCAUCACCACCACCACCACGAGCUGCCUCUAACGCCCCCGGCCGAGCCUCCGUCAGCCUAUUCCUUCGAGCUCUCCCCGGUCAAGGUGCUGUCCUCCCAGAGCCAGGGCCCCGCCGGGCCGUCCUACUACCCUCAGCACAAUCCAGCCUCGGUGGGCCAGAGCUUCUCCAGCUUCCUCCAGAACUCCUCUACCCGGCACCAUCUGUCCGGGGGCCACCACGUGGGAGAAGAGGGCCAACAGGGGUGGUGGAGCCUCCCCCAAGCCGGCGGCCACGGCAGCCCCAACAACCACCACCCCUUCUCCCUGGGUCGGCAGCUGGUCCUGGGCCACCAGCCCCAGAUCGCGGCCCUCCUCCAGGGCACCUCCAAGGGCCUUCUGUCCUCCACGCGCCGCUGCCGCCGCUGCAAGUGCCCCAACUGCCAGGCCAGCGGCGGGGGGCUCGAGUUCGGCAAGAAGAGGCUGCACAUCUGCCACAUCCCCGAGUGCGGCAAAGUGUACAAGAAGACGUCCCACCUGAAGGCUCACCUGCGCUGGCACGCCGGGGAGCGGCCGUUCGUCUGCAACUGGCUGUUCUGCGGGAAGAGCUUCACGCGCUCGGACGAGCUCCAGCGCCACCUCCGGACGCACACCGGGGAGAAGAGGUUCGGCUGCCAGCAGUGCGGGAAGAGGUUCAUGAGGAGCGACCAUCUCUCCAAACACGUCAAGACACACCAGAGCAGGAAGAGCCGAUCCAGUGGGAACACGUCGGACUCUCUGUUGGCCACCAUCAAGAGAGAGUAG
Molecule: messenger RNA, 1564 nt
Organism: Esox lucius (northern pike)
Lineage: Eukaryota; Metazoa; Chordata; Actinopteri; Esociformes; Esocidae
Gene: sp5l
Product: Sp5 transcription factor-like
Exons: 2
Coding region: 371-1564 (397 amino acids)
Biological process (GO): regulation of transcription by RNA polymerase II
Molecular function (GO): RNA polymerase II cis-regulatory region sequence-specific DNA binding; DNA-binding transcription factor activity, RNA polymerase II-specific
Source: RefSeq, a predicted model, not a curated record